Fusarium fujikuroi IMI 58289 is the source of this 1068-nucleotide messenger RNA. RefSeq lists its product as uncharacterized. The record is from RefSeq and is a predicted model, not a curated record. Gene Ontology annotation, biological process: polysaccharide catabolic process. Bases 1 to 1068 code for a protein of 355 amino acids. Gene Ontology annotation, molecular function: cellulase activity. Lineage: Eukaryota; Fungi; Ascomycota; Sordariomycetes; Hypocreales; Nectriaceae. The transcript has 3 exons.
AUGAAAGUCACGACGUUUGUGAGCUAUGCGAUUUUAGCAGCGGGGGCCUCAGGGAAGGAGGAGGUAAAAACAGUAUGCGGAAAUCAGCGCUAUGGCGAACUAAAUGACUCACUGUCAUAUUACCCAAACGCAUGGAACAAAAAGAGCCCGAAAAACGGCUUCGUAUGCCUCAAAGUCGACAACAGCACGCCUGCAUUCUCCGCAACGUGGAACUGGACCAAGGACAUCCAAGACGUACACUCCUUUCCCUACGUGCGCUUCAACAACCCGGAUCUCCCCGUGCGUCUCAGCGACUUGGAGUCUAUCCGCUUAUCAACAGAUUGGAUCUACACACCAGGCAGUCCGUCGAAAAUACCGGACGAUUUUAGUAAUGAGGUCUGGGAGAAGAAUAAAGCAGCGUUAGAGGGGGAUGGCGUGCAGGCGAAUGCGGCGUGGGAUUUCUUCCUGGAUGAUGACAGGAAUAGAACGCUGUAUCCGCAGGUUGCGGCGGUGGAGUUCAUGGUUUGGUUGGGAAGGGUGGGCGAUCCGUGGUGGCUUGGACGACAGAAUAAUAGUAUCCUGUCGAAUGUUACGCUCGGGGAGACGGAGUUUUCGCUCUUCUAUGGUCGAAACUCAGGAGGUACGCACGUCUUUACAGCCGUUACGAAAGACAACAGCGACGUAUUAUCCUUCGAUGAGGAUUUCUACCCUUUAUUCCAGUACAUCCUCGAACAAGCUCACAAACAAAUCGACGCAGAUGAUCUACCGAAAGAUCCAUGGCUAGGCAUCAUUGAGUUUGGAACAGAGACGUGGAUGUCAAGAGGAAACGCGACAUUCACAGCCGCGAAUUUUGGAAUGAGUUUGAAGGGCAAUUUUACGAGUGAGAGGAAUUCCACCAAGAAGGGAGAUGACGAUAAGGAUAAGGGUGAUAAUGAUAAAGGGGAUGCGAAGGGAGGAGAGAAGGGUAGUGGGGAUAACUCGACGGAUUCGAAGGGUGAUGAGGAGGAUGAUGCGGUGAGAUUGAUGAGUCAAUCGAUGUUGGGGUAUGUCAUUGCAGCGGCGUUGGUUAUUAGCACGGUUCUUUCUUGA